UCAUCGUACCGUUUGCUGCUGGACGGAAUCGCGCGUGCACGAGCUGUUUGUAAAUUAAAAUACUUAACCGGUGGCGCUGUUGUCGCAUGCGGUCUGCCUAUUGUGACGCAUGUACCGGAUUGUAUCGCAGAAGUGGAAGAAGAGUGUGAAGUACAGCUCGUUGAUGAUACGUUUACUGGAUCGCCAGUAAAGUACUACAAAACACGAAAUCGGGCUUACACAUCUUGUCGAGGUCUGAUAGAACAUAGCAGUGGUUUCGUGCUAUACCGAUUCAGCCAACGUUCAGAAAAGAGGUCAUACUUACGCACCGGUGCAAUGGGCGCAACGUGUAAAGUGAUGUAA
Molecule: messenger RNA, 342 nt
Organism: Gongylonema pulchrum
Lineage: Eukaryota; Metazoa; Nematoda; Chromadorea; Rhabditida; Gongylonematidae
Source: the annotation of a GenBank genome assembly